AUGGGACUGCAGAAGCUGUUCCAGUUGGAGAUAGUGGGAACAGUGGGAAGGAUCAAGCAAAGGCCAACUGGUGGUUUGAGAACAUGGGAUCCUGAAACAGCUUACCUCACCAGAUGUGAUUUCAACAAUAACUCAAGACCAUUUUGUGACUGGACCCAGCCCUGCAGUAUCAACCAGGGAGUGUGGAUACGGACAAAGCAUGACACUCCGACUGAUGGAACAGGUCCUGAUGGAGACUAUCCUGAUGGAAAAGGUUAUUUCAUCUACCAAGAAGCAAGUAAUCUGAUCCCGUUCGACAUCAACAGGCUGGAAAGCCCAGAGACUGUUGUUUCUGAAAAAAUAUGCAUUGACUUCUGGUACUAUAUGUUUGGAUCAGAGGAGAUGAAUGAGCUGAGAGUGCUUAUCCAAGAUGGCACACAGGAGUCUGUGAUAUGGCAUCGGAAGGGAAACCAGAGCUCUUUUUGGAACUACGGUGCCAUCACUCACACUUUCCCAACACAGAGAAAGAUAAAGGUAAUUUUUGAGGCUGUCCGAGGACUAACAGAAUAUGGGGAUACAGCACUGGACAAUGUGAGAGUGAGGGAUGGAUCCUGUGAAGCUGGCCCUACACCUGUACCACCAACACCUACACCAACAGAGCCUACACCACCACCAGUGACAGAAGCAAUUUGCAGUAUACAUGGAGACCCUCACUACCACACAUUUGACAAGCAACUCCACAACUUCAUGGGCACCUGCACCUACACCCUCUCCAAGCUGUGUGAGAGCAACAGCUCCCUGCCCUACUUCAACGUGGAAGCAGCCAACGAGCACAGGGGGAGCAACACUCGUGUGUCCUACGUCCGAUACGUGGAUGUCGAUGUGGCUGACCAGCGGAUAAGGCUGGGGCAGGGUGGAGUGGUGACGGAGACCCUGUGCAAGAGCUUGCAGUCCUAUGUGGAUGCCUGUCAGGCCCUUGGGGUCCAGAUACCCGUGUGGAGGAACACAACCUUCUGCCCGAUCACCUGUCCGGCCAACAGUCACUAUGAGCCCUGUGCUGCUGCCUGCCCUGCCACCUGUGUUGACCCAAUGGCUCCAGUCACCUGCAGCCUGCCAUGCGUGGAGGGCUGUGUGUGUGACAGCGGGUACCUGCUCUACCACGACCGAUGUGUGCCCAGCCAGCAGUGCGGGUGUUGGCACAACGGGCAGCACUACCCCGUGGGCUCCGAGUUCUGGACGGACAACAGCUGCUCCUCCAAGUGCACGUGUCCUGCACAGGGAAGCAAAGUCCAGUGUUUCGAAGCCUCAUGCCCUGCGGGCCAGUACUGCGGGGUGCAGGGUGGGAAACCCGUGUGCCUCGAACACUCCUACGGCAUCUGUCACGUCCACGGGGACCCUCACUACAACACCUUUGACAAGGUGACGCACAACUUCAUGGGCAACUGCACCUACACCCUGGCCAAAGUGUGCUCCAACACCACCUCCCUGCCCUACUUCAAUGUGGAGGCCAAGAACGAGCAUCGUGGCAACAGCAGGGUGUCCUACGUGCGCGAAGUGCUGGUUGAGGUGUACGGACAGCGCAUUGCCAUCCUCAAGCAGGAGACGAGCCAAGUGCUGGUGAACGGCGUGCGCCAGACCCUGCCGGUGAGGGCAGCGGGAGGUGCGAUCACGGUGAGCAAGAGCGGCCGCUACAUCGUCCUGGAGACAGACUUCAGCCUCACAGUGUCCUACGACACUGACCACUCAGUGGAGGUGAAGGUGCCCACCACCUACUUCAACCUGACCUGUGGCAUGUGCGGGAACUUCAACAACCGGAGAGACGACGAAUACAUGAUUGCAGAGGAGGAGGUGCUCUACAAGUCGGACCGCUUCUGUGGCAUACUGACCAGCACGCCCAGCUCUUUUGAGACGUGCCACAGCGUGAUCAACCCCCAGAGCUACUUUGACACCUGCCUGUACGACCUUUGUGCCCUGAAUGGUGGCCAGGAGUUUCUGUGUGCUGCUCUGGAGGCCUACGCUGACGCGUGCCAGGCAGCCGGUGUGACUCUUCUGCCCUGGAGGAAUGCUACCUUCUGCCCUGUUGCAUGCCCUCCCAACAGUCAUUACAACCCAUGCACCAGUGCUUGUCCAGCAACCUGCACUGAUCCUCUUGCAUCUAAGAACUGCAGCAAACCUUGUGUAGAAGGAUGUGAAUGCAACAAUGGUUUUGUCAUCAGCGGGGGACAGUGUGUGUCCAUGAGCAACUGUGGCUGCCUUCAGAAUGACAAAUAUUAUGAGGUGGAUGGAGUUCAGGUUAAACUUCCUGUGGAUUUGAACCAUGGAGCCAGAGUAGCCGUAAAAGGACGCUACGUGGUCGUUGAUACCUCUCUAGGGAUCCAGGUUAAGUUUGAUGGUGACCAGGAGCUUUUCAUUCUGGUUGAUGAAAGUCUCAAAGGACAGCUGUGUGGUCUUUGUGGAACAUUCAAUGACAACCAACUAGAUGACUUUUUAAACCCGGAUAAAGUCCUAGAACAGGAUCCAAAUAAAUUUGGUGACAGCUGGAUAGUGAAGGAUGACAACAGGACGUGUAAUGCAGUUUCAGUUGUGCCGCCUGCUUGUGACACAGCAAAAGAGAAAGAAUAUGAAGAACUCUGCAAAAUUGUUUUGCAAAAUAGUGGACCUUUUCAGGCCUGCCAUUGGCACAUUCCCCCACAGCUGUACUUCGAGAGCUGUGUCUAUGAUCUGUGUGCCACAGAGGGGGAUUCUGACCAGUUCUGCAAGAUUUUAGAGGCAUAUGCUGCUGCCUGUGAACUUGGAGGUGUAAAUCUGGGUGAAUGGAGGAAAGAUACCAUCUGCGAAAUGACUCCAACCACACCAGGCACCACCAUCACCACACCUUCAGAAGAGACACCCACGUCAACACCCACGUCAACACCCACAUCAACACCCAUGCCAGGCACAGAGACCUGUGUGGUGGAAGGAGACCCUCACUACCACACAUUUGACAAGCAGCUACACAGCUUCAUGGGCACCUGCACUUACACCCUCUCCAAGCUAUGUGAGAGCAACAGCUCCCUGCCCUACUUCAACGUGGAAACAGCCAACGAGCACAGGGGGAGCAACACUCGUGUGUCCUACGUCCGAUACGUGGAUGUCGAUGUGGCUGACCAGCGGAUAAGGCUGGGGCAGGGUGGAGUGGUGACGGUGAAUGGAGUGGCAGAGAUCCUGCCUUGCAGCCCAUCCGCAGGUGUGCAGGUCUUGUCCAGUGGGUUCUACACUAUGGUCAUGACAGACUUUGGCUUGAGAGUGAAGUUUGAUGGGGUCCAUCGGGUGGAGGUGACACUUCCAAGCACCUUUGGGCAGAAGGUUUGUGGCAUGUGUGGGAACUACAACGGGAUGGCAGCAGAUGACUUCCUGAACCCGGAAGGGAUGCUGGAGCCAGACUCUACCAGCCUGGGCAACAGCUGGGAGGUGUCCAAAAACAGCAGCUGCUCAGCUGGAUCACUCCCCACCCCAGCCUGCAAUGACACGGACAAGCAGGUGAUCGCCAGCAGCCCCUUCUGUGGGCUCCUCACUGACACCAGUGGCCCCUUUCAGAUCUGCCACGCUGUGCUGAGCCCCAGCAGUUACUUUGAGACCUGCUCCUAUGACCUGUGUGAGCUGGGGCUGGACCAGGAGACCCUGUGCAAGAGCUUGCAGUCCUAUGUGGAUGCCUGUCAGGCCCUUGGGGUCCAGAUACCCGUGUGGAGGAACACAACCUUCUGCCCGAUCACCUGUCCGGCCAACAGUCACUAUGAGCCCUGUGCUGCUGCCUGCCCUGCCACCUGUUUUGACCCAAUGGCUCCAGUCACCUGCAGCCUGCCAUGCGUGGAGGGCUGUGUGUGUGACAGCGGGUACCUGCUCUACCACGACCGAUGUGUGCCCAGCCAGCAGUGCGGGUGUUGGCACAACGGGCAGCACUACCCCGUGGGCUCCGAGUUCUGGACGGACAACAGCUGCUCCUCCAAGUGCACGUGUCCUGCACGGGGAAGCAAAGUCCAGUGUUUCGAAGCCUCAUGCCCUGCGGGCCAGUACUGCGGGGUGCAGGGUGGGAAACCCGUGUGCCUCGAACACUCCUACGGCAUCUGUCACGUCCACGGGGACCCUCACUACAACACCUUUGACAAGGUGACGCACAACUUCAUGGGCAACUGCACCUACACCCUGGCCAAAGUGUGCUCCAACACCACCUCCCUGCCCUACUUCAAUGUGGAGGCCAAGAACGAGCAUCGUGGCAACAGCAGGGUGUCCUACGUGCGCGAAGUGCUGGUUGAGGUGUACGGACAGCGCAUUGCCAUCCUCAAGCAGGAGACGAGCCAAGUGCUGGUGAACGGCGUGCGCCAGACCCUGCCGGUGAGGGCAGCGGGAGGUGCGAUCACGGUGAGUAAGAGCGGCCGCUACAUUGUCCUGGAGACAGACUUCAGCCUCACAGUGUCCUACGACACUGACCACUCAGUGGAGGUGAAGGUGCCCACCACCUACUUCAACCUGACCUGUGGCAUGUGCGGGAACUUCAACAACCGGAGAGACGACGAAUACAUGAUGCCCAACGGGCAGCAAGCCGCAGACUCCAAUGCGCUGGGGGAGAGCUGGCAGGUCCCAGACAGUGACCCCUCUUGCGGUGUCCCCGUCCCCUCCCCACCCUGCAGUGCAGAGGAGGAGGAGCUCUACAAGUCGGACCGCUUCUGUGGCAUACUGACCAGCACGCCCAGCUCUUUUGAGACGUGCCACAGCGUGAUCAACCCCCAGAGCUACUUUGACACCUGCCUGUAUGACCUUUGUGCCCUGAAUGGUGGCCAGGAGUUUCUGUGUGCUGCUCUGGAGGCCUAUGCUGACGCAUGCCAGGCAGCCGGCGUGACUCUUCUGCCCUGGAGGAAUGCUACCUUCUGCCCCCUGAAGUGUCCUUCCAACAGCUCCUAUGACCCUUGCAUGACCGGCUGUCCUGCCACCUGUGUUGACCGACAAGCCCCACAGAACUGCUCCAAGCCCUGCGUGGAGGGCUGUGCGUGUACCUCUGGCUUCCUCCUCAGCGGAGACACCUGUGUGCCCGAGGCCCAGUGUGGCUGCCUCUUUGAGGACAACUACUACAGCGAAGGCGAGUACUUCGUGAAUGAGAAUUGCACUCGCCGGUGCUGGUGUGAAGCCAACAGCCAGAUGGUUUGCUCUGCCUUGUCCUGUGGCGAGGAGGAGGUCUGCAAGAUCCAGAACGGCCAGAGGGGCUGUUACCCAGCCAGCACUGCGCUCUGCCACAUCUACGGUGACCCGCAUUACAGCACCUUCGAUGGGAAGCUUCACCACUUCCAGGGCUCCUGCAACUACACCGUUGUGACAGGCUGUGACAACUCCUCCAUCGGGUUCAGUGUCACCACCCGCAACGAACAUCGUGGCAGCCAGAGCUGGACAGCUCUGAACUCUGUGGCACUGUCCCUGGAAGGCCUCCACGUUGCACUGCGCGAGCGCAAGGCCGUCUACGUCAACGGUGCUCUGGUCUCCCUGCCUGCUUCUCCUGCCCCCGGUGUGACCAUUUCCCUGAGCGGCUCCUACGUGCAUGUUUCCACCAAGCUGGGCCUGCAGCUGCAGUUCAACGGGGACCACGAGCUCCUCGUGAAGGUGUCUGAGAAGCACAAGGGCAAGCUCUGUGGGCUGUGUGGGACGUACACUGGGAGCCAGCAGGACGACUUCACGCGCCCCGAUGGAGUUGUCGUGCCCGACUUCAAUGACUUUGGAGCCAGCUGGAUGGUGCCGGAUGAUGAGUGGCCGUGUGACCCAGCCAUCGGCCCGCCUGUGUCCUGCUCCCCUGCCGAGGAGGAGGCAGCUAACAAGCAGUGUUCAAUCCUCACGCAUCUGGGUGGCCCGUUCCAGCCGUGCCAUGCAGUUCUGCCACCCCAGACCUACUUUGAGAGCUGUGUCUAUGACCAGUGUGCCACGGGCAACAGCACGGAGCAGCUCUGCAAUGACCUGGGGGCCUAUGCCACAGCCUGUACGGAGGCAGGGGUUGCCCUGGGAGACUGGAGUGCUGGCACUGUCUGUGCUCCCCCGACAGACUGCAAUUUCACCUGCACAUUCGACAAGGACUUCUGUGGCUGGGUGCAGGCAGACUACAGCAGCAUUGACUGGAUAAGGAACAGAGGCCCAACGCCCACACCAAAUACCGGCCCCUCCUCUGACCACACAACUGGAGACGGCUACUACAUCUACCUGCGAGGGACUGAUGAUGCUCUCUCCGGGUUUGUGGCUGUCCUGGUCGGUCCGGUGUGCAGCUGGGAAGGAACCCACUGCUUCCGCUUCUGGUACCACAUGUACGGAAACUCUGAAAUGGCCCUGCGGGUGUACGUGGCAAAGGACUCUGAGCAAGUGGAGGUGUGGAAUCAAGAAGGGAACCAUGGGGACACGUGGCACUUGGGAGAGGUGACGGUGCACAUCACAGGAAAUACGCAGAUUUUGCUGGAGGGACAGUGGGGCGAAGACGCCCGGAGCAACGUAGCAUUGGAUGACCUGUCCAUUGAAAAGGGAUCCUGUGCAGGUCCACUUCCUCCUAGACCCUCAACCCCACUGCCUAACAUCACAACGCAGACAACACCAAGACCACCAACAGCACCACCGGGGACGUCCUCAGCUCCCCCAACAGACUGCAAUUUCACCUGCACAUUCGACAAGGACUUCUGUGGCUGGGUGCAGGCAGACUACAGCAGCAUUGACUGGAUAAGGAACAGAGGCCCAACGCCCACACCAAAUACCGGCCCCUCCUCUGACCACACAACUGGAGACGGCUACUACAUCUACCUGCAAGGGACUGAUGAUGCUCUCUCCGGGUUUGUGGCUGUCCUGGUCGGUCCGGUGUGCAGUUGGGAAGGAACCCACUGCUUCCGCUUCUGGUACCACAUGUACGGAAACUCUGAAAUGGCCCUGCGGGUGUACGUGGCAAAGGACUCUGAGCAAGUGGAGGUGUGGAAUCAAGAAGGGAACCAUGGGGACACGUGGCACUUGGGAGAGGUGACGGUGCACAUCACAGGAAAUACGCAGAUUUUGCUGGAGGGACAGUGGGGCGAAGACGCCCGGAGCAACGUAGCAUUGGAUGACCUGUCCAUUGAAAAGGGAUCCUGUGCAGGUCCACUUCCUCCUAGACCCUCAACCCCACUGCCUAACAUCACAACGCAGACAACACCAAGACCACCAACAGCACCACCGGGGACGUCCUCAGCUCCCCCGACAGACUGCAAUUUCACCUGCACAUUCGACAAGGACUUCUGUGGCUGGGUGCAGGCAGACUACAGCAGCAUUGACUGGAUAAGGAACAGAGGCCCAACGCCCACACCAAAUACCGGCCCCUCCUCUGACCACACAACUGGAGACGGCUACUACAUCUACCUGAGAGGGACUGAUGAUGCUCUCUCCGGGUUUGUGGCUGUCCUGGUCGGUCCGGUGUGCAGUUGGGAAGGAACCCACUGCUUCCGCUUCUGGUACCACAUGUACGGAAACUCUGAAAUGGCCCUGCGGGUGUACGUGGCAAAGGACUCUGAGCAAGUGGAGGUGUGGAAUCAAGAAGGGAACCAUGGGGACACGUGGCACUUGGGAGAGGUGACGGUGCACAUCACAGGAAAUACGCAGAUUUUGCUGGAGGGACAGUGGGGCGAAGACGCCCGGAGCAACGUAGCAUUGGAUGACCUGUCCAUUGAAAAGGGAUCCUGUGCAGGUCCACUUCCUCCUAGACCCUCAACCCCACUGCCUAACAUCACGACGCAGACAACACCAAGACUACCAACAGCACCACCGGGGACGACCUCAGGGACCUGUGUGGUGGAAGGAGACCCUCACUACCACACAUUUGACAAACAGCUACACAGCUUCAUGGGCACCUGCACUUACACCCUCUCCAAACUGUGUGAGAGCAACAGCUCCCUGCCCUACUUCAACGUGGAAGCAGCCAACGAGCACAGGGGGAGCAACACUCGUGUGUCCUACGUCCGAUACGUGGAUGUCGAUGUGGCUGACCAGCGGAUAAGGCUGGGGCAGGGUGGAGUGGUGACGGUGAAUGGAGUGGCAGAGAUCCUGCCUUGCAGCCCAUCCGCAGGUGUGCAGGUCUUGUCCAGUGGGUUCUACACUAUGGUCAUGACAGACUUUGGCUUGAGAGUGAAGUUUGAUGGGGUCCAUCGGGUGGAGGUGACACUUCCAAGCACCUUUGGGCAGAAGGUUUGUGGCAUGUGUGGGAACUACAACGGGAUGGCAGCAGAUGACUUCCUGAACCCAGAAGGGAUGCUGGAGCCAGACUCUACCAGCCUGGGCAACAGCUGGGAGGUGUCCAAAAACAGCAGCUGCUCAGCCGGAUCACUCCCCACCCCAGCCUGCAAUGACACGGACAAGCAGGUGAUCGCCAGCAGCCCCUUCUGUGGGCUCCUCAUUGACACCAGUGGCCCCUUUCAGAUCUGCCACGCUGUGUUGAGCCCCAGCAGUUACUUUGAGACCUGCUCCUAUGACCUGUGUGAGCUGGGGCUGGACCAGGAGACCCUGUGCAAGAGCUUGCAGUCCUAUGUGGAUGCCUGUCAGGCCCUUGGGGUCCAGAUACCCGUGUGGAGGAACACAACCUUCUGCCCGAUCACCUGUCCGGCCAACAGUCACUAUGAGCCCUGUGCUGCUGCCUGCCCUGCCACCUGUGUUGACCCAAUGGCUCCAGUCACCUGCAGCCUGCCAUGCGUGGAGGGCUGUGUGUGUGACAGCGGGUACCUGCUCUACCACGACCGAUGUGUGCCCAGCCAGCAGUGCGGGUGUUGGCACAACGGGCAGCACUACCCGGUGGGCUCCGAGUUCUGGACGGACAACAGCUGCUCCUCCAAGUGCACGUGUCCUGCACAGGGAAGCAAAGUCCAGUGUUUCGAAGCCUCAUGCCCUGCGGGCCAGUACUGCGGGGUGCAGGGUGGGAAACCCGUGUGCCUCGAACACUCCUACGGCAUCUGUCACGUCCACGGGGACCCUCACUACAACACCUUUGACAAGGUGACGCACAACUUCAUGGGCAACUGCACCUACACCCUGGCCAAAGUGUGCUCCAACACCACCUCCCUGCCCUACUUCAAUGUGGAGGCCAAGAACGAGCAUCGUGGCAACAGCAGGGUGUCCUACGUGCGCGAAGUGCUGGUUGAGGUGUACGGACAGCGCAUUGCCAUCCUCAAGCAGGAGACGAGCCAAGUGCUGGUGAACGGCGUGCGCCAGACCCUGCCGGUGAGGGCAGCGGGAGGUGCGAUCACGGUGAGCAAGAGCGGCCGCUACAUCGUCCUGGAGACAGACUUCAGCCUCACAGUGUCCUACGACACUGACCACUCAGUGGAGGUGAAGGUGCCCACCACCUACUUCAACCUGACCUGUGGCAUGUGCGGGAACUUCAACAACCGGAGAGACGACGAAUACAUGAUGCCCAACGGGCAGCAAGCCGCAGACUCCAAUGCGCUGGGGGAGAGCUGGCAGGUCCCAGACAGUGACCCCUCUUGCGGUGUCCCCGUCCCCUCCCCACCCUGCAGUGCAGAGGAGGAGGAGCUCUACAAGUCGGACCGCUUCUGUGGCAUACUGACCAGCACGCCCAGCUCUUUUGAGACGUGCCACAGCGUGAUCAACCCCCAGAGCUACUUUGACACCUGCCUGUAUGACCUUUGUGCCCUGAAUGGUGGCCAGGAGUUUCUGUGUGCUGCUCUGGAGGCCUAUGCUGACGCAUGCCAGGCAGCCGGCGUGACUCUUCUGCCCUGGAGGAAUGCUACCUUCUGCCCCCUGAAGUGUCCUUCCAACAGCUCCUAUGACCCUUGCAUGACCGGCUGUCCUGCCACCUGUGUUGACCGACAAGCCCCACAGAACUGCUCCAAGCCCUGCGUGGAGGGCUGUGCGUGUACCUCUGGCUUCCUCCUCAGCGGAGACACCUGUGUGCCCGAGGCCCAGUGUGGCUGCCUCUUUGAGGACAACUACUACAGCGAAGGCGAGUACUUCGUGAACGAGAAUUGCUCUCGCCGGUGCCGGUGUGAAGCCAACAGCCAGAUGGUUUGCUCUGCCUUGUCCUGUGGCGAGGAGGAGGUCUGCAAGAUCCAGAACGGCCAGAGGGGCUGUUACCCAGCCAGCACUGCGCUCUGCCACAUCUACGGUGACCCGCAUUACAGCACCUUCGAUGGGAAGCUUCACCACUUCCAGGGCUCCUGCAACUACACCGUUGUGACAGGCUGUGACAACUCCUCCAUCGGGUUCAGUGUCACCACCCGCAACGAACAUCGUGGCAGCCAGAGCUGGACAGCUCUGAACUCUGUGGCACUGUCCCUGGAAGGCCUCCACGUUGCACUGCGCGAGCGCAAGGCCGUCUACGUCAACGGUGCUCUGGUCUCCCUGCCUGCUUCUCCUGCCCCCGGUGUGACCAUUUCCCUGAGCGGCUCCUACGUGCAUGUUUCCACCAAGCUGGGCCUGCAGCUGCAGUUCAACGGGGACCACGAGCUCCUCGUGAAGGUGUCUGAGAAGCACAAGGGCAAGCUCUGUGGGCUGUGUGGGACGUACACUGGGAGCCAGCAGGACGACUUCACGCGCCCCGAUGGAGUUGUCGUGCCCGACUUCAAUGACUUUGGAGCCAGCUGGAUGGUGCCGGAUGAUGAGUGGCCGUGUGACCCAGCCAUCGGCCCGCCUGUGUCCUGCUCCCCUGCCGAGGAGGAGGCAGCUAACAAGCAGUGUUCAAUCCUCACGCAUCUGGGUGGCCCGUUCCAGCCAUGCCAUGCAGUUCUGCCACCCCAGACCUACUUUGAGAGCUGUGUCUAUGACCAGUGUGCCACGGGCAACAGCACGGAGCAGCUCUGCAAUGACCUGGGGGCCUAUGCCACAGCCUGUACGGAGGCAGGGGUUGCCCUGGGAGACUGGAGUGCUGGCACUGUCUGUGGUCCAUCAACACCAACACCCACGACUCCCUUGCCAGGCACUACAAUGCAGCCUGCCCACACAACAUCCCCAACAACACCAAUACCCAGCUCAGACCGUGCUUCCUGCACCGCCUCUGGAGAUCCACAUUAUAACACUUUUGACCACAGAGUCCAUAAUUUCAUGGGAAAUUGCACUUACACGCUCUCCAAAGUGUGCAAUGUCUCUGAGAAGCUUCCAUACUUCCAUGUGUCCACAACAAAUGAGCACAGAGGAGCCAACACCAAAGUCUCUUAUGUGAAGUCAGUGCAAGUGGAAGUCUAUGACAACCAGAUUUCUCUACUGAAAAACAAGAAAGUGAAUGUGAAUGGUCGCAGAAUGAACCUGCCUGUAUUUAUUGAGAAGAAAAUCAGUAUUCAAAGCAGUGGUGGAUAUAUUCUCUUGGAAACUGACUUUGGACUGUGGGUUAGAUAUGAUGGAAACCACUAUGCGGAAGUCUCCGUGCCCUCUAAUUACAGUCAUCUGCUCUGUGGCCUCUGUGGUAAUUAUAAUGGUGAUCCAAAUGAUGACAAUAUAAAACCCAAUGGUGAUAUUGCCAGUGGUUCUACUGAUCUUGGAGAAAGCUGGCUUGUACCUGAGAAUAACACCAUAUGCUCCAGUGGUGGGACAGAAGAGCAGUGUGAUCCUGUGUUGGAGAGUGAAGCAAAGAAGAACACAGCAUGUGGUAUGAUCACAGACCCAACAGGAAUCUUCAAGGACUGUCAUACCAAAGUGCCUCCAGAGAAUUUCUUUGAAAAUUGUGUUUAUGACAUGUGUUUCACUGGUGGACAGGCAAUAUCCCUAUGCUACGGACUACAGGCCUAUGCUGAGUCAUGUAUCAAUGCUGGCAUAUGCAUAGAGUGGAGGAAUUCUACUCUUUGCCCAAUGUCCUGUCCUGGAGGCAGCAUCUACAAGAGCUGUGGUACUAGGUGUCCCUCUACCUGUUUGAACAUCUCAGCAGCUGAUUCCUGCAGUUCUUUACCAGUGGAAGGUUGCUUCUGUAAGGAAGGUUAUGUUUUGAGUGGAGACAAAUGUGUGCCGGAAAGCAGCUGUGGUUGUGUUGAUGAAAAGAACCAGUAUCACCAGCUGGAUGAAAGCUGGUUCACCCAUUAUCCCUGCACUGAACGCUGCACCUGCAAGGCUAAUAACACCAUUGAAUGCACAUCCUGGGAGUGUGGAGUCCAAGAGGAAUGCAGCAUUCAGGAUGGUGUGCUGGGCUGUCAUUCCAAUGGUCAAGCAACAUGUCAAGUGAUAGGAGACCCCCAUUAUUUCACUUUUGAUGGAAUGAAGUACACUUUCAUGGGAACCUGCACCUACACUUUGGUUGAGGUUGUCAACACUUCCACCAAUGUCAUUCCUAUAACCAUACUGGGCAAGAAUGAAGACAGAGGACUGAGAGGGGCCACAUACCUGAAAGAAGUCUAUAUAGAUGUGCAUGAUGUACGAAUCACCCUUCAGAAAAACCAAGGAAUCCUGCUGAACAAUGAGAGAGUCUACACUCCAGUGGAGAACCGACUGCAAGGCGUGUCCAUUGGAAAUGUUGGCAGAUUUAUAGUCGUGGAAACUGACUUUGGUGUGAUAGUGAAAUAUGACGGCGAUCACCAUCUGGAAAUCACCCUCCCACAAUCUUAUUUCUCACAGGUGCAUGGCAUGUGUGGUAAUCUCAAUGAUAAUCGUGAAGAUGAUCUGUCCUUGCCCAAUGGAACAGUUGUCAGUGCCACACAGUUUGGAAAUAGCUGGAAAGUGGAGGAAGACAGUGAUAAGGGUUGCUUACCAGACUUAAGAGAAGAUGAUAAUCCCCCUUGCACUGCUGAGAAUAAACAAGUCAUUGAAAGCCAGUGUAAUGUCCUAAAAUCAGACAAAUUCAAAGUAUGCCAUAAUCUAGUCAACCCUGAAGACUUUGUAGAGAUCUGCAUCUAUGACAUGUGCCAGUAUGAUGGCAUGAAGUCUGCUCUCUGCGACAUAGUUCAAGCUUAUGUGGAGACCUGCAAGAACCAUGGAAUCACCAUUAAAUGGAGGAAUAACACAUUCUGUCCAUUGCCCUGCCCAUCCCGGAGCCAUUACAAAGACUGUGUCUCUGCCUGUCCAUCAACAUGCAAUGACAUUUUUGCCUCUUCCCUUUGUGACAAGACAGAAGAGUGUACAGAGGGCUGUGAGUGUGAUGAUAAUUAUGUGCUCAGUAAUGGCAACUGUGUACCUCUGAGCAGUUGUGGCUGCAGGGAUGAUGACAACAAUUACUACAGUGCUGGGGAGACAUGGAUAACUCCAUACUGCGCCAGAAGAUGCCAGUGUCAGAAGAACGGUGUCAUCAGUUGUAACAGCUAUAGCUGUGAUUCUAGAGAAACCUGUGUGAUCCAAAAUGGAAAACACAAGUGCCAUCCAACAGGUUUUGGAAGAUGCCAGAUCCUGGGCGACCCACACUACACCACCUUCGACGGUCUGGUGCACCACUUCCAAGGGAAAUACACGUAUAUUUUGGCUCAGACCAUCCCUGACCUACCUGAUACUCUCACACCGUUCAGCAUUGAAGGCAUUAACUCUCCUUUACUCCUAUUUCGACACAUUACCUACCUGAAAGAGAUUCUCAUCAAUGUUUACAACCACACAGUGCGGUUCAGGCAGAACAAGCAGGUUCUGUUGGAUGGUGUCCGUGUGAGACCCCCUCUUCGACCUCAUGAAGGUAUUCAUAUAUAUCAGAGGAUAACAAGAAUUUACCUAGAGACAGAUUUUGGCUUAUAUGUGAGCUUUGAUGGCAAUCAAAAUGCAGAUAUAAAGCUGGCCAACACCUAUGGAAGCAGAGUGGAAGGCUUGUGUGGUGACUUUGAUGGGAGAUAUAGAAAUGACUUCACAAAUCCAGAUGGUGUUUGGGUGAAGAACGUGAAUGUAUUCGGUGAAAGUUGGAAAGUUCCUUUAAAAAGAAGCUCUCGUUUCAGACGAGAUGUCAACUCAGGAAAUGAGUCUGCGGAGGAGCCAGAUCCAGGGCUUUUCCAAGGUUGCAACGAAAAUCAGCUGGAGCAGCAAAAUGCAACUUCAAGAUGCCAAAUCCUGACUGACCUGAAUGGUCCUUUUGCAACGUGUCAUUCCACAGUCCUACCGGAUUUCUAUUUCACGAGCUGCCUGUUUGAUAUGUGUGUGGAAGGAGAUGAGGUCACUACCUUGUGUCGCAGUCUGGAGGAAUAUGUGCUGGCCUGUCAGCAGCAAGGAGUCAGUAUGGAUGGCUGGAGACAACAGACAGUUUGUGGUAUAUCAUGUCCUGCCAACAGCAACUACAGCUCAUGCACGUCUGCAUGCCCAGCAUCCUGCAACGACCUGACCAGCCCUUCUGAGUGUGAAUCACCUUGUGUGGAAGGCUGUGAAUGUCUCCCUGGCUAUGUUCUUAGUGGUUUUGACUGUGUGCCUUACAAAGAGUGUGGCUGCACAUACCUGAACAAAUACUAUGAGAUUGGAGAAAUAUUCACCACUGAUGACUGCUCUCAGACAUGCCAGUGCACAGAAAGCUCCACUGUUUUCUGCUCUGACAAAGUGUGUGGGUCUGAUGAAAUCUGUGGCAUCUCCAACUACACUCGUGGAUGCUACAGGAGUGGACCAUGUAUGCCAAACCCUUGUCAGAAUGACGGUGUUUGCUCUGAAACUACCAAUGGCACCUCUCUCCUCUUCUACUGUGAAUGUUCAGAGCUGUACACAGGAGCAACGUGUGAGGCUGAAAAGACAGCUGAAGACCCUGACACAGAGGAUCCCAAGGACUAUACAUAUGCCAUCGUCAUCGGAGUCGUGGCAGGUGUAGUUGUUAUUGUCAUUCUCAUCUCAUCUACAGUGUACCUGUACAGGAGAAAGAGAAAUGUGGAUACACAUACAAUAACAAGGGAUUCUUCUUUGAAGUGGUCCAGGGAUGAACUGGAUGCCAGAGUACACGAGCAAGAUUAUGGCUGCAUCGUGAACAGUGCAUUUGAUCAAAAUGAAUCCCAAAAUACACAGCUAUAG
Manacus vitellinus (golden-collared manakin) is the source of this 14889-nucleotide messenger RNA. Its product is annotated as IgGFc-binding protein. The transcript has 69 exons. The record is from RefSeq and is a predicted model, not a curated record. Gene Ontology annotation, molecular function: protein binding. Lineage: Eukaryota; Metazoa; Chordata; Aves; Passeriformes; Pipridae. Bases 1 to 14889 code for a protein of 4962 amino acids. Gene Ontology annotation, cellular component: membrane.